AUGGCAGUUAUUAUUAUAUUUAUGAGUGCCCCAGAGCAAAUACCGCAAUGCAGUAUUUUAAACAAGACAGUUCUCAAAGUUCUCCGCGCCGAUCGAUCAUCGGAUGCUGCGUAUCAAAUUAUUUACCUGUACACUAUACUGUACAAAUUGACAGACCGACGCCGCGGCGCCCUGUGGCUGACCCCUGUGGGUGGGAAGGGGGGUGGCGUAUUCGUUACAGCGUUGAUCGAUGCAGCCCUUGCCCGGGCCGCCACGCAGCGGCGCCGGCGCGGCGCGGCGUGGCUACUACAUCUAUCGGUUGGACAAAGGGGUGUAGGUACAUAA
Messenger RNA from Arctia plantaginis, 324 nucleotides. NCBI's taxonomy places the organism in Eukaryota, Metazoa, Arthropoda, Insecta, Lepidoptera, Erebidae. The record is from the annotation of a GenBank genome assembly.